AUAACGGCUCACUUGAACCCACAAACUGCACUUUUAGCUUUAUAUUGAACGGAGCAAGUAACUAAUAAAAUUAUUCAACUAUUACUUUAUCAAACAGCUGAGGGUCCUACAAUUUUUACAAAAUACUCAAACCAACAAAUUCUCCUCCAUUCCUAAAUUCACAAUUUCACUUUCAAAACUGCACAUUAGGGAGUGAACCAAAAAGACAAUGGCGGCAGUUACGACAGCAUUGAUAGCAAUAGCGGCAGUAGUAUUAGGUUGGAUUACCAUAGAAAUCGCUUGUAAGCCUUGUCUUGAAAAGGGCCGUGAUGCUAUUGAUAGGAAUCUGGACCCGGAUUACGACCCGGAUGAUCAAGACAACAACAACAUGCGUGCCCCUUUGAAUCCUGACCCGAAUUCUUCUGAAGAUCCGGAUUCUACUUCUGCCCCUUUGGUGAAAAGUGUCUGAUUUAGUGCCACUGUUAACCUCGCUCUCUUUUUGGUACUUGCUGAGUUCUGUCUGAAUGUUCUGUUUGGAUGGUUGUUACACAUUGUUUCAUAAUGUAUCCUAGGGUGAUGUAUUGUGUUGUGUUGUAUUAGGGUGAUGUAUUCUUGUAAUGAAUACAAUGUUUGAAUAGAUGGUAUGAUUUCCCAUCA
Messenger RNA from Capsicum annuum, 636 nucleotides. Its product is annotated as outer envelope membrane protein 7. The transcript has a single exon. NCBI's taxonomy places the organism in Eukaryota, Viridiplantae, Streptophyta, Magnoliopsida, Solanales, Solanaceae. The coding region runs from base 209 to 448 and encodes 79 amino acids. The record is from RefSeq and is a predicted model, not a curated record.